AAAUAAAACUCAAAAACCCCCCAAGAAAUUAAAAAGAGAUUUUAUUUAAAAAAAAAAACCAAAAAUUGAUUUUUAUACUAUUCUUUUUAUAAAAAUUAAAAAAAAAUUUAUUAUUUUUGCUAUAUUAAAAUUUGAUUUUACCGCUAAACAACAGCGCAUUGGUGCGGUAAAACGGUAAACUGUCAAAAUGUUAACCUAACCUUAAAAACAUUAUUAAAAAAAUAAUAAUAAUAAAAAAACGUAAAAUAAACACGAGACACAAUUAAUUAAUAAUAUUGUAAAUAAAUUUUAAUUAAUUAUUGACUUGUCAUAAAGAAUAUUGUGAAAUUAUGAAUUUUACAAAAAUAAGUUUUUAAUUGCUUUUUUGCUAUUAAUUAAAUUAACAGAAUUAAUUAAAGAAUAUUAAGAAAAAAAUGGACGAAACAGAAGAGUACGUUAUUGAAUAUUAUGAAACUGUUGAAAAUGACGAUAAUACGGCAAAUAAUUUAUCUAAUGUCAAAGUUCAAUCACUUAAAACACCAAAAAUUGAAAAACAAUCACAACUUUACACCUGUUAUGUAAAACAAGAGCCAACGAGCAUUGAUGAUAAUACAAAUUUAAGAUCUCAUUAUGAUAAUACAGAGGAAAAUAUUAAUGAUUCAAGUUCAUCAUUUAUUCAGGAGAAUAUUAAUUCAGAGACAAUUGUUCCUGAAACAAUUGUUCCCGAUUUAGAAAAUAUAUCAUUAGAAACACGAAAACGUGGUAGACCAAAGAAAAAGCCACUUUCAAUUUUAACACCAAUGGAAAUAUCAAAUAUUCAUGAUAAAAAAAAAAAUGACGAAAUAUUGGAAAAUAAUAGUGAACAAUUAUACGCGGGUUUUCUUGGUAGAACAAGAAGAACGACUCGUCAAAAUCAGGAGGAUAAGGAAUGGAGUGACGAAAGUGAUAGCGGAGAAAGUGAUUCAGGAAGAAGAGGAAGAAGAUCUUUUGGUAGUGGGAAAAAUAGAGGAAAAGGUAGAGGAAAAACUAGAGGAACAAUAUUAACAAGAGGAAGACGAAGUCAAAUUGAUGAAAAUGCAGAAGUUACCGUUACUUUUGAAGAGGGCGAUAUCAAUCAAUCAAUAGAAAUUGAAACCGUUCCUUCACCAUCCAUACCACCUAAAGUUUAUCCAAAUGUUAAAUGUGGCAAAUGCCAAGAGGAAUUUUCAAAAAAAGAAUGGAAUCGACAUAAUUUAUUCAAACACAAUGAUACUGGUUGGCUUGAUGGCAAUACACCGGUGGAUCUUUCCGAUGAUAGAUUAUUAAAAAAAUUAUUAACAUUGGCAAUAAAAAAACGAAAGGGACAAUUAACUUGUGAAAAAUGUGGAAUUCAAAAGCGUAGUGCAGUUGGAUUUUUGUCACAUAUUCGAUUUUGUGGCAAAACAGAUACUGAAAAAUUACAGUUAAUGAUUCAAUGUCCAAGAUGUAAUUCAAAAAUAAAACCAACUUCAAUGUAUACUCAUGAAAGAAAUUGUCAAAAAGAAAAAUUAAAUUUAAGUUACGAUUAUCAAAAUGAUUUAGAGGAAAAUUUACAAUGUACAAGUCAGGGAAAAUUGAAACGUAAAGCAGCGCAAAAAGCUGUUUCAAAAAUUUCUGAAUUUAUCAGCGCUCCUGUUUUGCAAAAUGAGAAAAUUAAUCCCAAUACAAUUCAUAAUUACAUUAAGAAACCUCAUUUAAAAAGAAAAAUUGGACGAGCAGUAAGAGAUGCUUUUCAGAAAGAAUUAAAAGAAACGGGAAUAGCGAGAUGUCGACAAAAAUGUAAUUAUUAUGGAGUUACUUUGGAAAUAAUUUGCGAUCAUUAUACGAAAUGUAACUUCCUACCACAAGAAAAUUACGUUUGUAAAGUAUGUAAUAUGCAUUCAAAAAUACAAAAAGAAAUAAAAGAUCACGUAUUGGAAAAACAUUCAACGUUGGAUCGUUUUGAUUUUGAUCCGGAUCAUCAAUUGAAAAAUGAAGAUAGUUCGGAGACAAGUGAAGAUGAAAAUGAAAAUCCCAAGGAAAAAUCAUUGUCUACUCUUCGAUUUAUUCCCGAUAAGCCUGAGGAAAAAUUACGUGCUUUUCGAGCUGUCUUUAUAGAUAGGGAACUAGUGCAAAAUCCAAAAAGUAAUGUUCCUUUUUACGCUGCCUAUCGAUGGACUCUUGAAUUUGAAGUCGAUAAUUAUGAAUUUAAUUUAUUUAAAGAUUUAUUGCCAAAUGAAAUGAAACUUUUGAAUAAUGAGGAAGCCGAGGGAUAUUUACCAAAAUUGAAAAGAUCAAUGGCAAUUAAAUAUUCAAAUGAGGCAAGAAAUGAAUGGAAUUAUUUUCAGAGAUUUGAAGGAAAAGUCAAAAAUGAGAUUCCAAUGUUUUUUGUCGGUGGUCCAAUUUGGGCAUUAUCGUGGCUUCCAAUUCCAUUUAAAUUUUAUUCUCAACAACCAAAUCAGUAUUUAGCAAUUAGUACACAUCCAAAAAUGGAAAGUGAAUAUUUAAUGAGACAAGCGUAUUCGGAAAAAAAUGUAAUACAAAUAUGGAAUUUGAGAAGAUUACAACAAAAUAAUAACGAAUUAACAAUUCCGGAAUUAUCGUAUGCAAUCGCUCACAAUGGUGGUACAAUUUGGUGUAUGGAAUGUUGUCCCUCUGGAUGUUAUCAAAAUCCUGAUUAUGAAAACACUAUUGAUAAUAUAAAAAGAUUGGGAUUAUUGGCAGCAGCAUGUUCCGAUGGAUUUGUUUAUAUUUAUUCGCUACCAUUUCCCGAACAAUUAGAAGCGUCAAAUAGAGAGAAAAUCGAAUAUCCAGUUUAUAAAAUGAAUCCUGUACAAUUAUUAGUUGUAAAUAUUGCAUUAAAUGAAAAGGAAAAGCCAACGUGGCAAUGCACUAAAUUAAGUUGGACAAAAGAGAAAGGACACAACAUAUUAGCUGCCGGAUUUUCAAAUGGCUAUAUCGCCCUCUGGAAUCUUACGACACAAUCUUCAUUUUUAAAAAAGAAACAAGGAAGCACAACAAUUGUGAAUUCAUUUCGUCAUUUUUACGCACAUCAUCAUUCUGUGUCGAUGUUAUCAAUUAUUCCUUAUGGAGGAAAGAGAUUUUUAGCCUCGGCGGGAAUUGAUAGAUAUUAUAAAAUUUGGGAUUUAGAGCAAACAAAUUGUAUGGAAUGUAUGACAACAAGAGGAUUGGCAGUCGAUGGUUCCUGGCUAAAUAAUUGGCCGUGUUCUUUUCUCGGCUAUGACGAUGCUUUAGGUUUAAGUCAUACGAAUUCGCAACUUAUUCCACUGAGGGAACAUUCAUAUAAAUAUUUUCCUAUUUUGGCCACCAAUUCUCCAACAUAUGGAAUUGGUGUAAGUGAUCUUGCAAAUGCAAUUGCUCAAGGAAGUUUGGCAGGCGAAAUUGUCGCAAUUUUUCCCAAUCAAAUUUUAUACAAAGAUAUAGAAAAUUAUCUGAAUAAAAAGCGAUGGCUUUGUUCUUACGUUGAAGUAACGGAUUUCAAAUCUUCGGAAAAUCCUGUUGAGGAUCAAAAUAAAAAAGAUAAGAAAGAAUAUCAUUAUAAACCAUCAACAUACGAUGAAUGUUCAGAACGUUUUGGAAUUACCUUUUCCGAUCAGUUCAAAAUUUUCAGAACGUGUAAAACAAGAAAAUUGACCUAUAAAGUUAUGCCAUCAGAUCAAAUGGAAAAUGUUUCUAUUGAACAAUAUCCAUUUGCAUCAAUAAAUCGCAUUUCAUGGAAUCCAAAUGCAUGGAGUUAUCUUUGGUUUGCUGCCGGUUAUCAAAAUGGAUUUGUUCGGAUUCUUAAUUUUAAUUGUGUGACAAAAACUGAUCCUAUUGAUAAAAUAUUGCCACGAUUUGUUGAGAAAUUUUCACAAAGUGAAAGAAGAGAUAAUGAUGAUAAUAAUUCGAGACAUGAGGAAAAUAAUGAAAAUUAUCAGGAACAAGAAGAAGAAGACAGUAAUUUUCAGGAAUAAAUAUUUGUCAAUUAAUAAAAAUUUUAUAAUUGUCAGUGACAAAAAAUUGAGAAAUUUCAACAAAAAAAAAUAGUUGUGAAUUUUUAAACUGUAUAUUGAUUAAUUAAUUACUUUUUCAUAAUUAAGAAUCAUUUAUAUAUCUAAAUGGAAAUAAAUAUCUUUUCUAUUUAAUGAAUAUUAUUUUUUAAAAAAUUAUCUUUUAAGGAAUAAAAUAAAAUUUUUAAUAUUUUAAGUGUA
Leptopilina boulardi is the source of this 4187-nucleotide messenger RNA. RefSeq lists its product as uncharacterized. The record is from RefSeq and is a predicted model, not a curated record. Gene Ontology annotation, biological process: transcription by RNA polymerase III. The transcript has 21 exons. Gene Ontology annotation, molecular function: protein binding. NCBI's taxonomy places the organism in Eukaryota, Metazoa, Arthropoda, Insecta, Hymenoptera, Figitidae. Gene Ontology annotation, cellular component: transcription factor TFIIIC complex. Bases 414 to 3950 code for a protein of 1178 amino acids.